Messenger RNA from Cornus florida, 519 nucleotides. Its product is annotated as GDSL esterase/lipase 7-like. Lineage: Eukaryota; Viridiplantae; Streptophyta; Magnoliopsida; Cornales; Cornaceae. Gene Ontology annotation, molecular function: hydrolase activity, acting on ester bonds. The transcript has 3 exons. The record is from RefSeq and is a predicted model, not a curated record. The coding region runs from base 1 to 519 and encodes 172 amino acids.
AUGCGUAAAAACCCAUUAUGCUUGGGUAGACAGGUGGAUUUAUUUAAAAAGUCUGUUAAAGAAUACCUGCCAUCCUUGCAAAUGUACAACAAUAAAGCAGCUCAACUGUCAGGCCAUAUAGCAAAGUCUCUUUUCAUUGUUCAUAUGGGCAGUGAUGACUAUCUCUUGAACUAUUUCGUUCCUAAUGGAACUACAGCCCAACAAUACAAUCCUGAACAAUUUGCCGAUCUUCUAGUUACAGAAUUAGGAAAAAGUUUACAGGAUUUAUACAAUCUGGGAGCCAGGAAACUUUCAGUGUUUGGAAUCAGUCCACUGGGUUGUUUACCUUGUAUCCUAGAUAAGAUGAAAACUGAGACGAGGUGCGUCGAGAGUCUGAAUGAUGUAGUCAAAGUUUUCAACACCAAGCUUGAGGCCAAGCUUAAGGAAUUGGGCUCUACUCUCAAAGGCUCAACAUUCAUUAUGGGAAAUAUUUACACUAUUGCUCGAGAAAUUUUGGAAAAUCCCAGUAGCUAUGGUUAG